UCUCUCACCUCUUUCACAGAGACACCGACCACCGCCGCUCUCACAGAGAGAGAGAGAGAGAGAGAGAGAGAGAGAGAAGGGGAAAUUGAUGGGAGGAGUGACGUCCUCGGUGGCAGCGAAGCUGGCUUUCUUCCCUCCGUCGCCGCCGUCGUACGAGGUGGUGACGGAGCCGGAGUCCGGGGUGGUCACGCUCAGCCGCUUCCCCCACCGCGAGAACGUGGAGGUGCUCCGGCUCCCUACCCGCCGUGGCACCGAGAUCGUCGCCCUCUACGUCCGCAACCCCAUGGCCACAUCCACCCUCCUCUACUCCCACGGCAACGCCGCCGAUCUCGGCCAGAUGUACGAGCUCUUCGUCGAGCUCAGCAUCCACCUCCGCGUCAACCUCCUGGGGUAUGACUAUUCUGGAUAUGGACAAUCAUCUGGAAAGCCAAGCGAGCAAAACACAUAUGCUGAUAUAGAGACUACUUAUAAAUGCCUUAUAGAGAAUUAUGGUGCUAAGGAGGAAGAAAUUAUCCUCUAUGGUCAAUCUGUGGGAAGUGGUCCAACUGUGGAUUUAGCUUCUCGCCUGCCUCACUUACGAGCUGUUGUGUUGCAUAGCCCUAUACUUUCAGGUUUAAGAGUGAUGUAUCCUGUAAAACGCACAUACUGGUUUGACAUCUACAAGAAUAUUGACAAAAUAUCAUUGGUCCAUUGUCCUGUGCUAGUAAUUCAUGGAACAUCAGAUGAUGUCGUAGACUUUUCUCAUGGUAAGAAGCUUUGGGAAUUGUGUAAUGAGAAGUAUGAACCACUUUGGCUAAAAGGAGGGAGGCAUUGUGACUUGGAGCUUUUCCCAGAGUACAUUAGACAUCUCAAGAAGUUUAUAUCUACAGUUGAGAAAUCACCUUCUCAGAGGAGAACCUGGAGAAAAGGUGCAGAACAGUUUGAACCAUCAAGGAAGAGCACUGACUGCUUUGAACCAUCAAGGAAAAGCAUUGAUCGCAGAGAAAAAUCUAGGUCAACCACAGAGAAGUCGAGAAACAAGGAUCAGAGAUCUACCAAUGUGGAAAAGUUGGAAAAAGUAAAGGUAUCAUUUGACCAAUUGGAGAAGUCUAGGAGGAGUUUAGAUUGCUUUGAUAAGUCCAGGAAGAACAUUGAUCAACUCGACAGAGGACGGAAGAGCGUUGACAGACUGGAUAGGAUAUGGGCUGGGUGAGCUUUUUUACCUAUUUGUAAAAUUCAUACAUGGGCUUGAUUGUGUUAGGAGAAGCAUCUGUACAUUUAUUUAUGUUUACCGAUCACAUAAUAUAUCUAUGGAUGUCUAUAUAGCUUGGGAUAUAUGUUGAAAGUUUAGUUGA
Messenger RNA from Musa acuminata subsp. malaccensis (wild Malaysian banana), 1334 nucleotides. RefSeq lists its product as uncharacterized. Lineage: Eukaryota; Viridiplantae; Streptophyta; Magnoliopsida; Zingiberales; Musaceae. The record is from RefSeq and is a predicted model, not a curated record.